Messenger RNA from Fusarium keratoplasticum, 1590 nucleotides. RefSeq lists its product as uncharacterized. The record is from RefSeq and is a predicted model, not a curated record. The coding region runs from base 1 to 1590 and encodes 529 amino acids. The transcript has 10 exons. Gene Ontology annotation, cellular component: membrane. Gene Ontology annotation, biological process: transmembrane transport. NCBI's taxonomy places the organism in Eukaryota, Fungi, Ascomycota, Sordariomycetes, Hypocreales, Nectriaceae. Gene Ontology annotation, molecular function: transmembrane transporter activity.
AUGGCUUCCCAAAAACAAGAGACCGAGGGUCUGCACCAGUCCUUUGGACUUUGGAGCGCCAUUAGUCUGGGAUGGCUUACCCUCAACGUGUUUGGCGGCAUGUCAUUCAUCAUCUUCUUUGGUCUCUCCGCAGGCGGUAUUCCGGCGAUCCUUUACGGUUUCAUCGGCUCCUGUUUGGCCGUUAUAUGCAUCAUUCUCACAUUCGCACAGUGUGCUUCAAGAUUCUCUACUGCCGGCGGCGCCUAUCACUACGCGUGCUUCCUGGUCCCAGACAAGUAUAGACGUCAGAUAGCCUACCCCCUUGGCUGGCUCAACUGGCUUGGCUGGAUCUUCACGCAUGCUGGCUGCUGUGCGAUCGUUGCGAAUCUCACUCUGGGACUCGUGAAUCUCUGCCGCCCCGAUUUUGACGUGUCGACUCGAUGGCAGCUGUUCCUCGUCUAUUUGGCCAUUGUCGCCACGUGUUGGUUGAUCAAUCUGUGGGGUCUCAAGGGCAUCCCGACUUUGGAGAUACUCGGAUGCUACGUCACUGCAUUUGGAUUCAUCGCUUACACAAUUGCACUUCUGGUCAAGGCACCAAAGGCCAGCCCCAGCUUUGUCUUUGUGGAAACGCAUAAUUCGACGGGAUACUCAUCCACUUCCUUUGCCAUCUUACUUGGCUUGUUCAGCAGCUUCUCAACCCUGAUGGGUCUUGACGGCCCUGCCCACUUGGCAGAGGAGAUUCCGCAACCCAAGAGGCACCUCCCGCGGGUCAUGCUUAUUGUCAUCAUAUCACAGGCUGUCAUCGGCGUCGUGUGGAUUCUGGUUCUCGGCUUCUCCAUCACUGACAUGGAACUGGUUGUGCAGACCAAGACCGGAAUACCCGUCUUGGAGCUUAUUAGACUAGCAACAGGGAGUGAUGCCGCUGCAAUGGUAUUCUGCAUCACCCUACUCAUCAACAACGGUACCUCGGCCCUCGGGAGCGCUGUGACUAUGAGCCGACAAGGUUACGCUUUCGCCAGAGAUGGAGGUCUGAUCUGGAAUGCAAAGCUUACCGAGCUAAGUCCAGGAUCGCAUCUCCCCUUGUGGUCCAUCAAUUUGCCAUCCCUCAUUGUCGCUCUAGUUGGAGUCAUAUACUUGUUUUCAAACGCCGCCUUCAAUGCACUUGUCGGAGCCCAGGCUACGUGCAUGAUCAUCAGCUUUGGCUUCCCUGCACUGGUCCUUCUGGUUACCGAUGGGAAGUUAUUGCCAUCAAAUAGUCGCUGGAACUAUGGCAUCUUUACCAAGCCUAUCUAUGUGGUAUCUGUUGGUUAUAGCAUCUUGGUAGUUAUUGUCUCAGCCUUGCCGCAAUCCCACCCUGUGACAAGCUUGAACAUGAACUACACGGUUCUGGUCAUGGGAGGCUUUUCGAUCGUCAUGGGUUUGGCGUGGGUAACAGAGGGCCGCAAACUCUUUAAACCACCGGUCAACGAUGAGAACUUGGUCAGAACGAAUGAAGUUAUCGUUGGGGUGAAUGUGGAUCUGGAGGCUGAGGAGCAGGCAUCCAAGGGAGAAUAUGGCUCGGGAUCAAGUGGCUACGACAAGAAUCAGUCGCUCACUGUGACUGCAGAUUGA